Microplitis demolitor is the source of this 318-nucleotide messenger RNA. RefSeq lists its product as uncharacterized. Bases 27 to 287 code for a protein of 86 amino acids. The transcript has 3 exons. NCBI's taxonomy places the organism in Eukaryota, Metazoa, Arthropoda, Insecta, Hymenoptera, Braconidae. The record is from RefSeq and is a predicted model, not a curated record.
CGAGUUUUUAAACGCUGCAACAAAUAAUGGUGACUUUUAUUACGGGAGUCGGUAGCAAUUUUAUGGCCCACUGGUUUCGCAAUGAGGCUGAUGGCCAGCAACAUUACUCGAGUAUUUGGCUUCUGCUACCAAUUGGUUCGAUAUUUAUUACUGCGUUAGUUAUUUUACUAAUGGUACUAUUUAAUCGAUGUCCACGAUUCAUUGCAACAACAGUAACCGGAAUAUUUGGUAUGAUUAUAAUAUUUGUAGUUCUUAUAGUCGUAAAUCAAAGAUCUGUUUAUAUAUAAAAUAAAAAUAUCAAUAACAAUAAUAAAUGUA